AUGAUGAGAGUUCAAACCUUAAGAGAAAAAUGGGCUUAUUGGAGACGGAGGCAAUUGUCUUUAAAACAAGCCGAUUUCAAGGACAUAUUCAAAAAAUCAACUUCAGGAUCUCUCGUGGAAGAGGAAGACCAACACAUGAAACUGUCCCUUGGAAGCAGCGAAAUGGGUCUCUCAUCCCAUUUACAGUCUUCCAAGGCCGGAGCCACUCGCAUCUUUACCAGCAAUACCCAUAGUUCUGUGGUGUUACAGGGCUUUGACCAGCUUCGACUUGAGGGCUUGCUUUGUGAUGUGACCCUGAUGCCAGGUGACACUGAUGAUGCUUUCCCCGUGCAUAGAGUCAUGAUGGCCUCUGCUAGUGAUUACUUUAAGGCCAUGUUCACAGGUGGAAUGAAAGAACAAGAUUUAAUGUGCAUUAAGCUUCAUGGUGUGAGCAAAGUCGGUUUAAGGAAAAUUAUUGAUUUCAUUUAUACUGCAAAGCUUUCUCUUAACAUGGACAACCUUCAAGACACACUGGAAGCUGCCAGUUUUCUACAGAUUCUGCCUGUUUUGGACUUCUGCAAAGUAUUUCUCAUAUCCGGGGUCACUUUAGACAAUUGUGUUGAAGUUGGGCGCAUUGCCAACACCUACAAUCUGACAGAAGUGGAUAAAUAUGUUAACAGUUUUGUCUUGAAGAAUUUUCCUGCAUUGUUGAGCACUGGGGAGUUCCUGAAACUCCCUUUUGAGAGGCUUGCCUUUGUGCUUUCCAGUAAUAGCCUUAAGCACUGUACUGAACUUGAACUCUUUAAGGCUACCUGUCGCUGGCUACGCCUGGAAGAGCCUCGGAUGGACUUUGCUGCAAAAUUAAUGAAGAACAUACGAUUUCCACUGAUGACACCACAAGAGCUCAUUAAUUAUGUGCAAACUGUGGAUUUCAUGAGAACUGACAAUACUUGUGUGAAUCUCCUUUUGGAAGCCAGCAAUUACCAAAUGAUGCCAUAUAUGCAGCCAGUUAUGCAGUCAGACAGGACUGCCAUUCGAUCUGACACCACUCACUUGGUUACACUGGGAGGAGUGCUGAGGCAGCAGCUGGUAGUCAGCAAGGAAUUACGCAUGUAUGAUGAAAAGGCCCAUGAAUGGAAAUCGUUAGCCCCCAUGGAUGCCCCAAGGUACCAGCAUGGCAUUGCUGUCAUUGGAAAUUUCCUCUAUGUCGUUGGUGGACAGAGUAAUUAUGACACAAAAGGAAAAACUGCUGUCGAUACAGUCUUCAGAUUUGAUCCUCGAUACAAUAAAUGGAUGCAAGUUGCAUCUUUAAAUGAAAAACGCACCUUCUUCCACCUAAGUGCCCUGAAAGGAUAUCUGUAUGCAGUUGGUGGGCGAAAUGCAGCUGGUGAACUGCCUACAGUAGAAUGUUACAAUCCAAGAACAAAUGAAUGGACCUAUGUUGCCAAAAUGAGUGAGCCCCACUAUGGCCACGCUGGAACUGUGUAUGGAGGAGUAAUGUAUAUUUCAGGAGGAAUUACUCAUGACACUUUCCAAAAGGAACUCAUGUGCUUUGACCCUGAUACUGACAAAUGGAUCCAGAAGGCACCAAUGACCACUGUCAGAGGUCUGCAUUGCAUGUGUACAGUGGGAGAAAGGCUCUAUGUCAUUGGUGGCAAUCACUUCAGAGGAACAAGUGAUUAUGAUGAUGUCCUAAGCUGUGAAUACUACUCACCUAUCCUUGACCAGUGGACCCCAAUUGCUGCCAUGUUAAGAGGGCAGAGUGAUGUUGGGGUCGCUGUCUUUGAAAAUAAAAUCUACGUGGUUGGUGGGUAUUCCUGGAAUAAUCGUUGUAUGGUAGAGAUAGUGCAGAAAUAUGAUCCAGAUAAAGACGAGUGGCAUAAAGUUUUUGAUCUCCCAGAGUCCCUUGGUGGCAUCCGAGCGUGCACACUCACAGUGUUUCCACCUGAAGAAACCACACCAUCACCUUCUAGAGAGUCCCCUCUUUCUGCACCUUAAGAUCAUUCCUACAACUAAGAUGCUAUAGUCCUAUCGUUGCAAUGUGUCAUGGAUUCUCUUCUUUUGCUGCCCUCCCCUUAAAUAGUAUAUGUUAGGAUUAGCCUCCAGUAAUUGAUACAGAUAUUGGAAAAAAAGACUACAUUGAUAUUAUUCGUGCUGUUUGUCUGGCUUAGAGUGUUUAUAAAGUGGCAACAAAACCAUUCUGGAAAUGUGUCCCAUAGAAGCUGACAUUUAACAUACAAAAAAAGAAAAAACAACCAAGUUAUUGUCUUUAAAAAUGUUUCUUCAGUACUUUUUUGAUGCUGUAUACUGGGUAUGAGAUAUUUGUCAUCUUACAUUGGAAAGCCCAGUAAACUAAGUUGAAGCUGGAUUAUAGUAAAUGUAUAGCUGUGGUAAGUAGGCCUCAAAGUAAAAAGUUUUCCUUUUAUUUUGACUGUAAGGUGUCAAAGGGAGGCAGCCUGCUCCAGCAGAAGCCAACAGACAAAAUGUUGCCAACUCGCAUGAGCUACCUCCCUCUUUUCAU
Pteronotus mesoamericanus is the source of this 2500-nucleotide messenger RNA. RefSeq names its product kelch like family member 13 (gene KLHL13). Gene Ontology annotation, cellular component: Cul3-RING ubiquitin ligase complex. The record is from RefSeq and is a predicted model, not a curated record. Gene Ontology annotation, molecular function: ubiquitin-protein transferase activity; cullin family protein binding. Gene Ontology annotation, biological process: regulation of cytokinesis; protein ubiquitination. The coding region runs from base 1 to 1977 and encodes 658 amino acids. The transcript has 8 exons. Lineage: Eukaryota; Metazoa; Chordata; Mammalia; Chiroptera; Mormoopidae.